UUCAACAGGUUUCCAAAACAAACUUUCAUUUCCCAAAUUAUUCUCUUUCAAAAACCCCACAAAACAAAGAAAUAAAAACUUUCCUUUUUUCUUUUUUCUUGAAAGAGAAUUCUCAGAAACCCACAAAUGAAUAUAGCAAAGAGAAGCCAGAGAUUCUUCAAAUUCAGAUUAUUUUCUCUAAUUUCUUCUUCAAUUUCAAAUUAUUUGAUCUAAUUAUUUCAAAACCUUUGAUUUUUUUUUCUUUUUCUAAAGAAUUAAGCUUUUGAUCAUUUGGUUUGUGUGUGUUUGUGAUUUUGGGGUUUUUAUUUAUAUUUUUAUUGAAUUUGAAUUUAGAGUUACAAAUGGUUUCAAAAUAUUACCACAAAUUUUCACGUGGGGUAGUAGAAAUGAGUUGGAUUAAGCUAAUUUGUGUUGAUUGCUCAAACCUUUUUUGGUUCUUAUUUGGAUUUUUCUCUAAUGAAAACUAUCAAGGGAAGCCUCGGAUCAUCUAGCAUAAAUUAAACCAUAUUUAUUAUUCCAAAAUCUAUUUUCUUUUUUUUCCCCCUUUUUCUUUUCUUUUUGAUCUCUCUCUCUUUAUACAUAAUAAUAUUGUGUUUUUAUUUUGAUUCAAAGUUUUGUGAAAUUAAAAGAGAAAUUAAAGAAUGGCACAAUCGAAUAUUGGGUAUGCUGAAACAGAUCCUUCUGGUCGCUAUGGACGGUUUAGAGAAAUUCUAGGCAAAGGAGCCACGAAAACAGUAUAUAAAGGCUUCGAUGAGGUUCUUGGAAUUGAAGUGGCUUGGAACCAAGUCCAUCUCAAAGAUGUCUUCCAUUCCCCUGAAGAACUACAACGCUUAUACUCAGAAGUUCAUCUCCUCAAGAACCUCAACCACGACUCGAUCAUCCGAUUCUACACUUAUUGGAUCGAUACUCAUCGCCGAACGUUCAACUUCAUCACAGAAAUGUUCACAUCUGGCACCCUUAGAGAGUAUCGACAAAAGUAUCGAAACAUCGACAUCGAAGCAAUCAAGAACUGGGCUCGUCAAAUCCUACAUGGUCUUGUUUAUCUUCAUGGUCAUGAUCCACCCAUAAUCCAUAGAGACCUAAAGUGUGAUAAUGUAUUCAUCAAUGGCCAUCUUGGGCAAGUUAAGAUUGGUGACCUUGGACUUGCAGCAAUCCUUCAUGAUUCUCAACAUGCUCAUAGUGUCAUAGGUACACCAGAGUUCAUGGCACCAGAACUUUAUGACGAGGAAUAUAAUGAACUUGUGGAUGUUUAUUCGUUUGGGAUGUGUAUGAUUGAGAUGCUUACUUUGGAGUAUCCUUAUAGCGAAUGCUUUAAUCCUGCUCAGAUAUACAAAAAAGUCACUUCAGGAAAAUUGCCAAAUGCAUUCUAUGAGAUCAAAGACUUGGAGGCCCAAAGAUUUGUAAGAAAAUGUUUGGAGAAUGUUUCAAAGAGGGUGUCUGCUAGAGAGCUCUUGCUUGAUCCAUUUCUAGCACCUUCCAACGCUAACAAUGCCUCUCACAAUGAAGAGUUGUUGUCUUCAUCUUUAUCUCCAGAGAAAUCAAUAAUGGCAAGAAGAACAGAUUUAGCCAUUUCAGGAUCAAUCAAUCCCAAGGAUGAUUCAAUUUUCCUUAAAGUGCAGAUCAAAGUGAAGAACGGUAAAUCUAAGAACGUAUAUUUUGCAUUCGACAUCUUAAACGACACUACAAUCGACGUUGCGACCGAGAUGGUUAAAGAGUUGGAAAUUAUCAGUGAUUGGGAUCCAUUGGAGAUAGCUGUGAUGAUAGAGAAGGAGAUAUCCUCAUUGAUUCCAGAUUGGGAGGAAUGGAAGUUACCAAAAAUCCAACAUCAAGAUAGCUUCAACUAUGAACAAGAUCACGAUGGCGACAACGAUAACGACAAUGACGAUGACGACGAAAACUAUGCAACACCACAUCCUUUCUAUUAUUGCGGCUCUUCUCAUGGCUCCUCCUCAGAUUCUCUUCAUGCUUUCUACUCUUCCCGUGAGAACCCCAAUCAUUAUUUUGGAGGGAUGAAGGACACUUCUAAUACUACUGAGUGGUUUCGAGAGGAUGAUACAAGUUCUUGUUGCUCUCUCAAUUCCUUCAAUUACUCUGAUUUAAGUUUUUACUCAAACAAUGAAGAUGAGUAUGAAUAUGACUCAAAUAUCAAAGGAAGAGAGCCUCAAUAUGUCUCAACAACCAAACAACCUACAAGAUUUUGCCCAACCAUGAAGAUAGACUCACACCAUUUGAGGCACAAGGACAAUAAAAUUAUCCCCAAUCGAGAAGUAUUCGAGAGUCGAUCUCGAUCAAAUAACUCGCCUAGACUUACAAGGGUGAAAUCGAUGGUGAACCUUCGUAGUGAGACGUUGCACCGGUACUUAGUAGAGAUGUUGUUGAAGAAGCGCUUGUUCAAUACUGUGGGUGCAAUGGAGAAUAUUGGAUACCAAAAGCCAUAGCAAAAUUGAUAUUAUUAUCGAAUGUGUUCAAGUUUCAUGAAUUAUUUCAGUGGGAUUUGAGGAUUUGUGUAUAUAAAUAAAUGAAAAGGAAACUGAAUUGUGUUUUGGGGCUUGUAGUAAUUAUGUUUUACAUUUGUAAAACGUGUGAAACAUAAAGCCAUGGAUAUAUAUAUAUAUGAUUGAAUAGUAUUGCCCUUUCAAUGCAUUUUUAUGUGUAAAAGGAAAA
Molecule: messenger RNA, 2664 nt
Organism: Cucumis sativus (cucumber)
Lineage: Eukaryota; Viridiplantae; Streptophyta; Magnoliopsida; Cucurbitales; Cucurbitaceae
Product: probable serine/threonine-protein kinase WNK5
Exons: 7
Coding region: 642-2438 (598 amino acids)
Biological process (GO): protein phosphorylation; intracellular signal transduction
Cellular component (GO): cytoplasm
Molecular function (GO): ATP binding; protein serine/threonine kinase activity
Source: RefSeq, a predicted model, not a curated record